Messenger RNA from Triticum dicoccoides, 739 nucleotides. RefSeq lists its product as uncharacterized. Lineage: Eukaryota; Viridiplantae; Streptophyta; Magnoliopsida; Poales; Poaceae. The transcript has a single exon. Bases 118 to 462 code for a protein of 114 amino acids. The record is from RefSeq and is a predicted model, not a curated record.
CACGCCAACACGAGAGGGGCCGAGGAAAACAGAAACCACGGUCGAGCUGAGGCUACUGUACUGCCUCUGCCUGCACCAACCAAGAAAGCAAAAGCCCAAUCAAGAAGAAGGAGAAGAAUGGGGGAGGCGCCGUGCAGCGUGGUGGCGCCGCGCCGUUCCCCGGCGCGCUUCCGCCUGCCGCGCCACGGGCUGCGCCGCAAGGUCCACGUCGUCCGGCUCGGGAACGGCGGUGACGGUGCCGGCGCACGGGCUGGCGGGGUCCGCGGCCUCUGCGGCCUCCGGCGUCGGAUCAAGCUCCGAUGGUUCCGCAGCGCCAUGUGGCGCCUGGCCGAGCUCUGCGUGGCGGUGCUGUCGGGGCCCCCGGGGACGGCCGACGCCCCGCCGUCGUGGACCGGCGUGGAGCCGUGCUUCGCCGCGCCCUUCCUGCCGGCCGCGCUGGUGAGGCGCGCGGGGCAGGAGUAGCCAGCCUAGCUGGUGACGGUGCUGCCCUGUGACUGUGGUCAUGAAGACAACAGCACUAAUGUAUAUACACUACUCACUACUGCUCAAUGGAGAAGUAGAUUGAUUAUAUGUAACGAAUUUUUUAACCGCGACUCAAGCGAUUUGUUGAUGUCUGGAAAUCUGAAGAUUGCAUUGCUACAUUUCAUUCUUUUUAAGACCCUUUUUUUUGCUUCCAAAGCAGAGGCAAGUUUGGUGCUGUAUGGUACGACUGUGCUAUAGCAAUUCCAAAUUCCAAUCA